Molecule: messenger RNA, 1458 nt
Organism: Prunus persica (peach)
Lineage: Eukaryota; Viridiplantae; Streptophyta; Magnoliopsida; Rosales; Rosaceae
Product: probable glucan endo-1,3-beta-glucosidase BG4
Exons: 2
Coding region: 315-1337 (340 amino acids)
Biological process (GO): carbohydrate metabolic process
Cellular component (GO): plasma membrane
Molecular function (GO): hydrolase activity, hydrolyzing O-glycosyl compounds
Source: RefSeq, a predicted model, not a curated record
UUAGGGAUUUAAUUACUGCCAUAAAAUACUUAAUUUUAAGGAUUUAAUUACUGCAGUAAAUUGCUUAAGUAAAUGCAUUUACUUGCUAUUAUUGGCCAACUCUUGUAAAUAUAAAAUCUCCCCUCUAUGAGAUGAAUAAUUCUCAGAAAAUUCACAGCCUUUUCGGACCGACUGCUAGCUUCUUUUAAGGUACAUACUGCUAGCUCCAAACUUUUUGCCUUUUUCUUUUUUUUCUUUUUUUUGUCACUCGUUAAUUUAUUUAUGUAUACUACUGCAGGUGUAAAUAUUAGCAGGCACUCCGUAAGCAGAAAGUGAUGGCAGCAGUGCCUUGGGUUGCACUCUUUCUGUCCUUUGCAGCAACCAUCCACAACCAUAUAGGCCUUGUGGAAGCUUCAGUUGACAUAGGUGUUUGCUAUGGAAUGUUAGGAGAUGACCUCCCUGCUGCUACAGAAGUGGUUAAUCUGUACAAAAUAAACGGUAUCGGCAAGAUGAGGCUCUUUGAUCCUAAUCCGGCCGCACUCGAAGCACUGAGAGGGAAAGAAAUUGAUGUCAGUCUAGGCAUUCGAAACGAAGACUUGCCCCAAUUGACAGGAAGUGCAGAUGCUGUGAACUCAUGGUUUGCAACCAAUGUAGAGCCCUACCUGAAUGACAUUGUCUUCAAUUACAUUUCUGUUGGCAAUGAGGUUAUUCCAGGGUCCUUAGGCAUCUAUGUUUUGCCUGUAAUGCAGUCUCUACAGAAAAUUCUCGAUGAUAGAAACUUGGCUGGUAUUAAGGUGUCCACAGUUGUGCCAGGGUCUGCCUUAGGAGUUUCAUUUCCACCUUCAAGUGGCGAGUUCGCACUAGAGGCAAGCAGUGUCAUGAGUGGCAUUGUUGCAUUUUUAGCACAGCGAGGAUCACCCCUUCUGAUCAAUGUGUAUCCCUACUUUUCUUAUGCAUCAGACCCUGUCAAUAUUCGCUUAGACUAUGCUCAAUUUACCGCAACAAGUCCAGUGGUUAAGGAUGGGGAGUUGAGCUAUUAUAACCUGUUUGAUGCCGCAGUUGAUUCUUUUCUGGCAGCAAUGGAAAAAGUAGGCGGGGCAAAUGUCGAUGUGGUGGUGUCUGAGAGUGGUUGGCCUUCUGAUGGGAAUGGAAAUUUCACCACUCCAGAACUUGCAGGGACAUAUAACAGGAACUUCUUGAAACAUAUAACCUCAAACGCUGGGACACCGAAAAGACCUGGUGCUUACAUUGAGGGGUACAUUUUUGCCAUGUUCAAUGAGAAUCAGAAACCUGAAGGUGUGGAGCAGCAUUUCGGACUUUUUCAUCCUAACAUGCAACCUGUUUAUUCUAUAUAUUAAAGAUCCAAGACCAAGCACAUCAGCUAUCUUAGCCUAGUGGUAGUUUUCUUCCCAACAUCGAAUUAGGUCUAAAGUUCGAAUUCCCUCCCUACUCCCUCCCAUCAACUUAGUAUAGUGGUAG